Messenger RNA from Cylicocyclus nassatus, 1230 nucleotides. NCBI's taxonomy places the organism in Eukaryota, Metazoa, Nematoda, Chromadorea, Rhabditida, Strongylidae. The record is from the annotation of a GenBank genome assembly.
AUGCAAAUGUCCGGUGCCGCUACAGGCUGCGAGAACCAGAGAAGGAACGGUGAAUGCCCAACUAACGGUCAAAACUCACUGCUCUACAACCGCGACACCAAUACACCAUCGACAUGCACUAUUUUGAAUUCUGACUCGUGGGAAUUUAUUGGCUGUGACGACUUCCCGGAAGUGUACAAUUGCAUUGAUGGAUUGUGUUGCCCUACAAAAGCUCUUACCUGCAUCCAACCGCUGAAUUAUGGAAACCAAGGCUCUUCUAGUUCUCCCACUAGCCGUUGGUACUACGACUCCAUUACAUCAUCGUGUCAGACGUUCCCGUUCAGCGGUGCUGGAGGCAACUCUAACAAUUUUCCAACUAAAGGGCUCUGCGAAUCCUACUGUCUCACAGAGUAUAUUUGCUCACUGCCAAUGCAGUCCGGUCGGAAAUGUGGACAAAAUGUCGCCUUGCGCUGGUAUUUCGACGAAGCCACCAACUUAUGUCGCUCAUUUCACUUUGAAGGAUGCGAUGGAAACAUAAAUAAUUUCCCAACAAAAGAAAGUUGUGAGGAAUUAUGCCCAAAACUAGGAACUUUCUGUCCAUUUGGCGGGGACUAUCAUCGCAGCGCUGAUGGUUACCCUCUAGCUUGUGGAAAAAGUGAGCAGUGCCCUUCCAGAUAUGAGUGCGUGGCUUUAACGCACGCAGAAGGUUCAACAAAUUUCUGCUGUCCAUCACGGUUGUCGAUCUGUUCACAAAGCAAGGAUGAAGGCAGCGCUUGUGGACAACCUUCGCGGAGGUACUAUUUUGAUGCAAAUACUCAGCACUGCAAGCCGAUGAUGUUUCUGGGAUGUGGAGGGAAUUCCAACAGAUUUUCCACAGCGGACGCUUGUCGAAACUUCUGCGCAAGCUCAGGAGUUUGUCCUGAUGGUCUUCAGCAGCUGAGCGAUCCGCGUACGCUGCUUCCGUCUCCCUGUCGAGGUAAUCGCCACGACGCUUGCCCUCACUCGUUUCACUGUCUGCUACAUCCCUUAAAGAAGAGGCAUUUCUGCUGUGGCCCCAAGAAACAAAAUGAUCUAUGCCCAAUCGGAUCACGACUAAUUCGUCUUGGGAGUGGCGACCCGAUGGGAUGCAACGCUCACGCUCGAUGUCCUAUAGGAGCCGACUGUCACGGGUCCAGCUCUGCUCAUUCUGGGAUAUGCUGCAAAAAUCUUCUAAACGGUGCUGAGAAUUCUGUCAUAUUUCCUGUUUUCUGA